AUGUCUGCUAUAUUCCAUCACAAACCGGCCACGUCUGAAGAUACUCCCCUCAGGUCGGUGGUGGGCAUUGUCGACAAACUUCCUGGCCCCUUUACUACCGAUGCCUCCAGACCAACCCCAUGCGAAGGCCUGGCAUAUUACCUAUGCCCCAGUAAAGGGCAUGAUACUGUACAGGCGCCCGUCCAUAACGACGACUCCGUGAUUUCGUCGCUGCGCUUUACAUUCUUCGAGGGUCGUGUAGCCAACGGGGUUGUGUCUCCUACACAGCGACAAGUAGCCUGGGGACAUGGUAGCAUAUCAGUCCCGUUAGCGAACACACUGUUCAUAAAUGGCCGUAAAAGCACUCUUAUCGAGACAUUCUGGGCCAGGACAGCUUCCCAGCUCUCGCCAACCAAAACGUCGGACAUCAUUGAACUAGCUAUUCCGAUGUAUCGCUGCCCUGGGAAUUCGAUAAUCAAUUCCAUCCCACUUCAAAGGAUGACCUCUCCGCGCGAAGUGAGGUCUGCCAUGGGCAACAUUUUAGGGGAAAUUGAGAUCGCCGGCGUAACAGUACCAGCAUCGAAGGAACUUGAGGACGUGGUUAUGAAAACACCUCUGCAGACACAACCUGACGGCGGGCGGUCACCAGUAUUUGCCAGUAUUGCAUCUCCAAAUCGGCAACGAUCGGGCGAUUUCCCUGGACUUUAUCACCUCUGGUCAGGCACAGGUCUCCACCGGGUCACGGGCGGUGGUGGCGGCUGGGGACAGAAACAAGGACUUUUGUCUCUCGAACCCUUCCACGCCCUCUCGACACAUGUGCCGACACCUGGUGCAUCUACCGCGCCUGUGGACGCGCAUGAAGGGAGCCUCCCCCCCGUGUUUCAGAGAGAGGCAGAUCUUGUCUGCCCUGGUGAUCGAGUGACAUUCUGGCGAACAAAUACAGACCUUGAGAUCCAAGAAAACGGCAGCUUCCUCCGCUCAUAUCAAAAAUCUGGUUGGACCUCGAAAGACGGGCGACCGCGAAUCCUUAUGGGUUUGAUUCACCCACAGGAGGAAGUGCCUGGUGCAUCCGCAGGGCAAUCAUCGAAUGAUGCGCCUCAGGUUAAGAUUAUGCGUAACUGUUUCGGUCUGCUGUCAGAGCACGCCUUUGCGCUGCAAUUCAGUGGUAAGCGGCAGGUCUUACUCCGUAACAAUGAGGAGCAACCAGCUGCACUCAGAAGCGAGCCGGCAGAGAUCGAGGAGUUCACAAGUCAGUCUAAUUUUGAGGUGCCAAACGCAUAUUUCAGUACAGCCGUCGAUGGCUCCGGUCGUAAGGCGAAGAGAGAGACGGCCGAUUCAUCUUCGUCGCGCCCAGCGAGGAGCAAGGCGAGGAAGGAGGCACCACAAGGUAGGGGCUCUAUUGCAGAAAAGACAGAGCAAAGCCAUGAAGCUCCUAUGGGGAAGAACGACAUGACUCGCUCGACCGUGGUUAGGAAAAUUCUCAUCGACACAGCCGUUCCAACGUCAGGGACAACGGCUUCAUCCACAGCUUCCACCAAGUCGAACCUUGAGGACCGUGCGCAGGCGGACCGAAAAUUAAAGUCACACUGGAGGAGACCCCGCAACCUGGUCCGGAAAAUGAUGGUAGGGGAGAGGUCAGAUUCGGAGCAGCUGAAGAUGAGAGACUCUCACGUCAAGGCAGUCACGGAUAGAAUAGACGCCGGUGCCAGUACUGACGAUGCUACAAAGGUCUGA
Messenger RNA from Cyphellophora europaea CBS 101466, 1713 nucleotides. RefSeq lists its product as uncharacterized. The record is from RefSeq and is a predicted model, not a curated record. Lineage: Eukaryota; Fungi; Ascomycota; Eurotiomycetes; Chaetothyriales; Cyphellophoraceae. The transcript has a single exon. Bases 1 to 1713 code for a protein of 570 amino acids.